Messenger RNA from Lampris incognitus (smalleye Pacific opah), 909 nucleotides. RefSeq names its product IQ motif containing C (gene iqcc). The transcript is spliced from 5 exons. The record is from RefSeq and is a predicted model, not a curated record. Bases 8 to 709 code for a protein of 233 amino acids. Gene Ontology annotation, molecular function: protein binding. NCBI's taxonomy places the organism in Eukaryota, Metazoa, Chordata, Actinopteri, Lampriformes, Lampridae.
CAUAGCAAUGGAAGGGAGCCACUGGGAGAACUUAAUGAUCAAAUUUCAGGCGCAUGCCCGUGGUUACUUGAUGAGAGAGGAAGUCAGUCGUGCACGGAAAGAUUUUGAGGACAUCGUGAAAGAGAUCGAUGGAGACCUGACCCAUUUACAAUGGAGGGAGACUAUCGUUGCCCUCCCGUACUUCACAGACACUGAUGGCGCGUUUUUUGGACCCUCAGUAAACAGCUCUGCCAGAAAGACAUUGAAACCAGCAGUAGACAUCAGUGUCUGUCAGCCACCUGCACCCCUCUCAGAGGAGGGACUAUUCGACAGUUGUCUCCCUCCUGUGAAUCUAAAGGCAGAGAGAGAUUGUUCACACAGGCAAGGGCAGGCCUUCUUCUCUGGGGUCUGUUACAGGAGCAGUCCAGCUUCAGAGGAGGAAGGGGGGCAGAGAGACAGCUGUUGGGGGAGCCAGAUGGAGGAUGGAGGUUUGGUGAUGGAGAGCACAGAGGACACUACCACUGUCUGGAACAGUCUGGGGCUGGACUUGAGCCCCACUCACGCUCAGGGAGGUCCCCAGCACCACUGUUUGGCUCGGGGGGUGCCCUGUACCCGAGAAGCCCUGCGUCUCCAUAGAAAUACCCUGGCCAUGGAGCUGCUCUGGCUCCAGCAGGCCAUUGCCAGUAGGAAAAAGUACUUGUCACUGAAAGAGAGGCUGAGUAUUUCCUGACGGCUGAUGGAACUAAUGUAAUAUGAACUGGACCAAAUAAUAUGGGACUAAAGCUUGGACUGAGUUAAACCAUCUAAGUAGCACCUUUCUUUAAGCUGUUUGCAAUCUCCCUAUUAGAUAAGUGUAAAGACUAUAUACAUUAACUAUUUAUCAUGUGCUUUACUAUUGUUUUUGUUAUUUGGUGAAACUGAAAAAAAUUA